Molecule: messenger RNA, 509 nt
Organism: Schistocerca nitens (vagrant locust)
Lineage: Eukaryota; Metazoa; Arthropoda; Insecta; Orthoptera; Acrididae
Product: translation initiation factor IF-2-like
Exons: 2
Coding region: 43-339 (98 amino acids)
Source: RefSeq, a predicted model, not a curated record
GCGCACACACCUGAGUUAAGGCCCCGACGUCGCCGCGUCAACAUGCUUCCCGCCGUGAAGGUCGCCCUGCUGGUGGUGGCGCUGGUGCUGCGGGUGGCAGCAGCGUCGCAGGCUGCGUCCGCCUCCGCCCCCGCCCCCGCCGCCCCCCGCGGCCGCUUCCCUGGCGGCGGCAGCUACGGCCCCAGCGCCUGCCCCGCCUGGUGCUACGACGGCUACUCGCAGGCCCCCGGGUACUACCCGCCGCCGUCUCCCGGCUACUACCCUCCCUACCCUGGAGCUCCCUACCCACAGUGGGGCUACAACCCGUUCUCCGCCAAGAAGAAGGACAACACCGGCUGAGGAGCCCGGAACACUGUGACGUCCACCUCCGCUGUCGCUUUAGCAUUUCAAGACUGUUGUUACCACGAGCUCUCUACUUUUUUUUAUUGUUUUCUUCGCUUUCGAGCGACAUUGUUCACCAAAUGUAAUUAAAUCACAUUACAGCAUUAAAAUAAUCGCCUUACUUGAAA